Molecule: messenger RNA, 1056 nt
Organism: Brassica rapa (field mustard)
Lineage: Eukaryota; Viridiplantae; Streptophyta; Magnoliopsida; Brassicales; Brassicaceae
Product: UPF0481 protein At3g47200
Source: RefSeq, a predicted model, not a curated record
AUGGAUUUCUCAACGCUUCCUAUUUUGAGACAGGCUUCAGAUUCUUCAGACAAGAUUACAUCUGCCGAUCCAUACCCUAUGGACCCAUUGUUGGAUCUUGAAUCCGGCACAAACCAUGAGUUGAGCAAACCUGUUCCAGGCGUGUGGCGGGUUCCUACUACCGACCUUUGCUGUAUCUACCGAGUCCCAAACUGUCUGCGUCGAGUUAGCCCCGAAGCAUACACGCCUCAAUCAGUCCUCAUCGGACCUCUUCACUAUUCUUUGAAACUCCAGGCUCUCAAGUCUCGUGGAGAUAUCACAAACGCAAGGUUAAUGGACUACUUAAACAUGGAAGAGCACAAGAAGUUUUACCUAGCGGAAUUCGCUAAAAGGCCUGAAGGGAAAAAUAUCAUUGAUGGAUUCAAGAGAGUGAUCAAAGAAGAUGAGGCUGUGAUCAGGGCAAGCUAUCUGGAAUCAACGGCUUGGAUUAAAUCCCCAAAGUUCGUGGAGAUGAUCCUACAUGACUCUGUUUUUAUACUAGAGUUCAUGUUGAGGUGCUCUGUGGAAGCAGCAACAACAGAGAAAACAUGGGAUCCUCUCAUUGACGAACCAUGUCUUGCACAAGAAAUCAAUAGAGAUUUAAUCUUGCUCGAGAACCAGAUUCCAUUCUUCAUCCUUGAAAAACUCUUUGAUCCAACAGUUUCAAAACUUCGCAAAAAGACAUUCCACCAAUUAACCAUCAAACAUUUUGAAUUCCAAGACGAGAAGGGAAGCGACGCAAAGUUCAGACAUUUCACUGAUUUGCUAAGGCGUGUCCGCGUGGAGACUGUUCCAGAUCAUGCUUUUGAGAGAUGUUACGAGUCCAUGUAUCAAAUGUAUAAUGCGGAUAAGCUAGAUGGUGGGGGAAUUAAAUUUGAGGCCGUGAAAAACCCUUUGUCGGUCUUGGUUACAUUCGAAAAGGGUGUUUUAAAGAUACCCAAGUUCUUGGCUGAUGACGAUGCGGAGAUAACGAUUAGAAACAUAAUGGCGCUUGAACAAUGUCAUUACCCGUUCAACUCUCACGUUUCUACUGGGUGA